AUGGUCUGGGUCUGCUCCAGAGCCAGUACCAGGAGACUGGAGAGUACUAGGAGACUGGAGAGUACCAGGAGACUGGAGAGUACCAGGAGACUGGAGAGUACUAGGAGACUGGAGAGUACCAGGAGACUGGAGAGUACUAGGAGACUGGAGAGUACUAGGAGACUGGAGAGUACCAGGAGACUGGAGAGUACCAGGAGACUGGAAACUGAUGUCACUGUCCCCCCGGCUGAUGUGACUGUCCCUCCAGCUGAUGUCACUGUCCCCCCGACUGAUGUGACUGUCCCCCCGGCUGACGUGACUGUCCCCCCGGCUGAUGUGACUGUCCCCCGGCUGAUGUGGGACUCCGCCGCCCGCCAGCUAGAUCCAAUCUGCAGGGCGACACGGCACGGCGGUGGGGUGGGCGCACAGACGCCUGACGAACGAAGCAGCAGAGGGACCGCACUGAAGCAAGCACGACGGCAGGGCCGCAUAUGCGCCAGCACGAACGCGGGCCGACUGCGACCGAACGCAGCCACGCGGGCACGCCAGAGCCAAGACGACCGCGGGCCAGACACUGAGACACAGCAGCACGAGCCGCGACGCGCCAGCGAUCCGCCUCGGCCGACGCAGGGACAGACAGCGCCAGACGAAAGAUCGAGGGCAGCAAUGCGGACAAGCACCGAAAGCGGGCCGACACUGCGCCAGACGACCCGCGGGCCGCCAUGCGACCUCGACGACCAGCGAGGGCCGAAUGACGAACCAUAA
This is a messenger RNA of Knipowitschia caucasica, 744 nucleotides long. Lineage: Eukaryota; Metazoa; Chordata; Actinopteri; Gobiiformes; Gobiidae. The record is from the annotation of a GenBank genome assembly.